Molecule: messenger RNA, 2678 nt
Organism: Pygocentrus nattereri (red-bellied piranha)
Lineage: Eukaryota; Metazoa; Chordata; Actinopteri; Characiformes; Serrasalmidae
Gene: oclnb
Product: occludin b
Exons: 9
Coding region: 128-1531 (467 amino acids)
Biological process (GO): bicellular tight junction assembly
Cellular component (GO): cytoplasmic vesicle; apical plasma membrane; bicellular tight junction
Source: RefSeq, a predicted model, not a curated record
AGAGAGAGAGAGCUUGAGCUUGUUUUUUCCACACAGUUGUGUUUGUAGUGAGGACGGAGAGGCAGCAGGACAGCUUUUCAGUGCUUUAAGUAAACUCUGGGGACAAGGACAAACCCAAGGGUCCAACAUGCCUUCAGAAAAACACAGCAGCAGUAAAAGGACCCACCACCGGUCCUCCCGCCACACCUUCUCGGCCGCCUACCCAGAUGAGCACAUGCUACACUACUACCGCUGGACGUCGUCUCCAGGUGUGAUGAAGAUCAUGUGCAUCAUCAUCAUCAUCAUGUGCGUGGCGUUGUUUGUGUGUGUGGCGUCCACUCUAGCAUGGGACUAUGACAUGGAAGCCAUGGGCAUGGGUGGGCUGGGAAUGGGCAUGGGCUAUGGAGGCGGGGGCUAUGGAGGCGGGGGCUAUGGAGGUGGUAUGGGGGGCUCGUACGGCAGUGGGGUUGGAAGCUAUGGUGGUGGGUACGGCGGCUACGGAGGCUACUAUAUGGAUCCCUUGACCGGCAAAGGCUUCAUCAUCGGCAUUGCGGCCGUCACCUUCAUAGCCGUGCUGGUCAUCUUCAUCCUGGUGGUGUCGAGGCAGAACACUGCCCGUUCACAUAAGUUUUACCUGGCCAGCAUCAUCAUCUCUGCCAUCCUGGCCGUGCUCAUGCUCAUCGCUAGCGUGGUGUACCUGGUGGCCGUCAACCCCACGGCUCAGUCCUCUGGCUCCAUGAUGUACAACAUGAUCUGGCAGCUCUGCGCCCAGUACCAGAACCAACCCCAGGCGUCCGGCAUCUUCAUCAACCAGUACAUGUACCACUACUGCGUGGUGGAACCUCAGGAGGCCGUUGCCAUCGUUUUGGGGUUCCUUUUGGCGGUGGCACUGAUCAUUCUGCUGGUAUUUUCCGUGAAGACCCGCCAGGAGAUGAGACGCUACGGCAGACACCGUGUGUACUGGGAGGAGCCUAAGCUUUUCAAUGACACCUUUUCUCAUGGUGUGGAGAAAUGGGUGACUAACGUGUCUGGGGAACCAGAGGCUUUGGUGAAUGACCACAAUGACCAGGUCGGUGCAUCCCCAAGCUAUCUUGACCAAAGCGCUGAUUUUCAGAAACCGAUCUAUCUUCCUGGCGGCUCCGACCUGACGAGCAUGCUGAGCAUAACAAAGAGUAAACUGAGAGACUACGAUACGGGAGCAGAAUCAGCUGACGAUCUGGACGAAACUGACUAUGAUGGUGAGUUCCCUCCCAUCACUAAUGAUGUUAAGAGGCAGGAAUAUAAGCGGCAUUUUGACAGGGACCACAUGGAAUACAGGCGGCUGCAGGCCGAACUGGACGACAUCAAUGUGGGCAUCGCCGAGGUGGACCGAGAGCUGGACCGGCUGCAGGAGGGAAGCCCACAGUUCUUGGAUGCCAUGGUGCAGUAUAACAGACUGAAGAGCCUGAAGAGGUCAGCAGAAUACCAAAUGAAGAAGAAGAGAUGCAAACAGCUGAAAGCUAAGCUGUCCCACAUCAAGCGGAGGGUCAGUGAUUAUGACCGCAGACCGUGAGAAGCUCCCUCUUGUCUUUUUCUCGCCCAGUCUGCUCGUUUGGACCUCACCUUCUCUGCUGAUUUCAAGAUGUUGCCUUUGAGACGCUACGAACCCGAUACAAAGUGCUUUUUUCAUCUGUUUUAUUUUAAUUUUUGUAUUAGACUCUUGAUGUAACUUUUAUUCUCUUCUUUUUUUUAAUAGUUUUUUUUAUUCCUUAUUCCAGGUUCAGUAGCCUUUUUUUGGUGUACAGCUUUAGCCACAGUUAGGGUCGAUGUUUGGUUCACAGUUGGCUAAAAAGCAUCAUUUGUUUUGGAAGUUGACUGUACACAACGGAAUUGCACUGCUGUUUUUUUUAGGACAUGUAUGCCUCCUCUUUGUUGACAUGGCUGGAGUUACAACACUCCUGCACUCCCACACCCAUAUUUCCAUAUUUAUUAAGCAGCUCAAAAGGGAAAACCACUGAUCUGUGAACAGCCCUCAAUUCUAUUCAGAUAAUGUUCUUUAGACUAUAAAACAGACCAAAACUGAUUUGAGAUCAACACGUUGACUCUGAGAAGUAUAAAUAUGGGCUCACCUUUGAGCCGGGAUUAGUAGCACUGACUGUUACAAGGUGGCUGUGGAUUUAGACACAGGUUAUUGUUAGUCGUGAAUUUAGAUUCAAGUAAUAAAAAACGAUCACAAGAAAAAUAGAAAAACACGUACUUAAAGAAAUAAGUUCAGCGGGGGAAAUAAUUAGAUUUUUUCCCUUAUUACACAAAAUGUACAGUCAGCGAAGACACAUUUAGUGUCUGAAGGAGCUGUAAGGCUAACGUAGCUAAGAAGAAAUGGAAGCUAAUGCCUCACCAGUUACAUAGCAUAACGCAAACUGGAUGCCUAAACCUCACACCAAGUCGUUCUCCUUGUUCUGCUCUCCAGUAAGACCCCUCGUCCACUUGCCCCACUUCCACAGUGCCAUCAUGGAUGUUCUGUUUCUUUAUUAGUUCAAAUGAAGUUAUUGUUCCCUUUCCAAACCCAAAAAUUGGCAUACAAAGUUGCCAUAAUGUUGCAUUCUUGACAACCAGGAGCAGGACUUUUCAGACUUGCUUCCCACCUCAAAGCGUUCACUGUUACUCAUAGUAAACUAGCCCUCAUUUGGCUGAUCUGGAUGUAUUAAAAGCUCUUAAAA